Molecule: messenger RNA, 1205 nt
Organism: Helianthus annuus (common sunflower)
Lineage: Eukaryota; Viridiplantae; Streptophyta; Magnoliopsida; Asterales; Asteraceae
Product: peroxidase 66
Exons: 3
Coding region: 136-1077 (313 amino acids)
Biological process (GO): hydrogen peroxide catabolic process; response to oxidative stress
Cellular component (GO): plasmodesma; plant-type cell wall
Molecular function (GO): heme binding; peroxidase activity
Source: RefSeq, a predicted model, not a curated record
AACAAAGCUGUUAGAUAUACAUUUGAGUAACUUAAAAAGUACUUUACAAUCUUCAACUUAAUUCAGGCACUACAAAUACUCCCACAAUUUCUAUGGAACUCAUCAUCCUCUGCCCUCUGCUUCUUCUAAAGACAGAUGGCUAUUUCACCAAUUACUGCCUUUGUUCUCAUACUAACUGUAGUUCCAUUUUCAGAAGCAGCACUUACUGCUCAUUACUAUCAUCAAACAUGUCCACAGGCCGAGAAUAUCAUCUAUCAAACAGUUCGCAAUGCCUCUAUUUACGACCCUAAAGUCCCAGCCCGCCUUCUUAGGAUGUUCUUCCAUGACUGUUUUGUUAGGGGAUGUGAUGCAUCAUUGUUGCUUGACUCAACCCCGGGAAACAAAGCAGAAAAAGAUGGGCCUCCAAAUAUCUCGGUUCGAUCGUUUUAUGUAAUUGAGGAUGCCAAAGCAAAGAUCGAAAAAGCAUGCCCACACACGGUUUCUUGUGCUGACGUAUUAGCAAUCGCUGCUAGAGAUGUAGUAGCAAUGUCUCAAGGUCCAUGGUGGCCGGUGCUUAAAGGAAGGAAAGACGGGAGAGUGUCGAAAGCUAAUGAAACCAUAAACCUCCCAUCUCCAUUUUCCAAUGCCACAACACUUAUUCAAAGUUUUGCUAAAAGAGGAUUAAAUGUCAAAGAUUUGGUCACACUUUCAGGUGGACACACAUUAGGGUUUUCACACUGUUCUUCAUUUAGUGCUCGCAUAGACAACUCAACUGAUCCUACGCUUAAUAGUGAGUUUGCUAUGAACCUGAAAAAGAAAUGUCCUCUACAAAACAAAGAUCGCAACGCAGGAGAGUUUUUGGAUUCCACUUCUUCAAAGUUUGAUAAUGACUAUUACAAAAGAAUUACUAUGGGUGAGGGCGUGUUUGGGUCGGACCAAGCACUGUAUGGAGAUGACAGGACUAAAGGGAUUGUGGAUUCGUAUGCUAAAGAUGAGAAACUGUUCUUCAAAGAAUUCGCAGCUUCUAUGGUCAAACUCGGAAAUGUAGGUGUUAUAGAAGAUGGUGAAAUCAGAGUGAAGUGUAGCGUCGUAAAUUGAGGCAUGAAGAGAGAAAGGGAAGAAUGGAAGAGAAAGAUAAAACUUUUAUACAAAUUUUUUAAAUAAUUUGUUGUUUUCCUUUGUUGGUUUUAAUAAAUGAAUAAAACGGACCUAUUGCCUUUUGUUUA